UUGUUAUUUUUUCCCCUCCUCUCUAGACUCUGCCUCCAGCUUUUAAAAGGCCUCAGCUGAUAUUUACCUCUCAUACAGAGCAGACUCCGGUGUCCAGACAAGGACGCGGACCUGGACUUCAGAGAGGCCCCAGGAGCUACAUGACCUCCACCAUGACUGACCGAUUCGACUGCUACUACUGCCGUGACAACCUGCACGGAAAGAAGUACGUGAAGAAGGACGACAAGCACGUGUGCACCAAGUGCUUUGACAAGCUCUGCGCCAACACCUGUGCCGAGUGCAGGAAGGCCAUCGGCGCCGAUUCCAAGGAGCUGCACCACAAGAACCGCCACUGGCAUGAGGACUGUUUCCGCUGUGCCAAGUGCUACAAGCCCCUGGCCAACGAACCCUUCUGUGCCAGGGAUGAUGGCAAGAUAAUGUGUGGCAAGUGCAGCUCCCGGGAGGACGGCAACCGUUGCCAGGGAUGCUACAAGGUCGUGCUGCCAGGAGCAAAGAACGUGGAGUACAAGAACAAGGUGUGGCACGAGGAGUGCUUCACCUGCUUCGAGUGCAGGAAGCCGAUCCACACGCAGAGCUUCAUGACCAAAGGGGACAACAUCUACUGCACCCCCUGCCACGACAAGAAGUUCGCCAAGAAGUGCCACCACUGCAAGCAGCUCAUCACCUCGGGAGGGGUCAACUACCAGGACCAGCCGUGGCACUCGGAAUGCUUUGUGUGCCGUACCUGCCGCAAGUCCUUGACUGGGACUCGCUUCACGUCCCAUGAGGACCACAUUUACUGCCUCGACUGCUACAAGACUGACGUGGCUAAGAAGUGCAACGGAUGCAAGAACCCCAUCACAGGGUUCGGCCACGGAACCAACGUGGUGAACUACGAGGGCCUCUCCUGGCACGAGUACUGCUUCACCUGCAAGAAGUGCACCCUGUCUUUGGCCAACAAGCGCUUUGUGAUCAACGCGGAGAACAUCUACUGCCCCGACUGCGCCAAGAAACUGUAAACAAAAUCAGUUUCCAGAGGAAUCGCGCGGGAACUUCCUCCAGAAUUGGAUGCUAGCAAAUGUGCACAGGCCUUACUCAUGUAUCGGCACAUUUCAAUACACAAGCAUAUGACCUAACAACAGUACAGCUAUGAUCCAUUAGUCUGCAGUCAUACUGGAAUAAUAACCGUUUAUACAAGCUUGGCUUUUAACCUCAACUUAUGAAAAGUGGUGUGCAAGUUUACAAAGAAAAACAUGUAACCAAGAGAGUGUUUUGCUGGAAAAUAAACAUCAACCGAGCAAGAACAACUUUCUGCA
Messenger RNA from Synchiropus splendidus (mandarinfish), 1295 nucleotides. RefSeq names its product four and a half LIM domains 1a (gene fhl1a). NCBI's taxonomy places the organism in Eukaryota, Metazoa, Chordata, Actinopteri, Syngnathiformes, Callionymidae. Gene Ontology annotation, molecular function: transmembrane transporter binding. Bases 141 to 998 code for a protein of 285 amino acids. Gene Ontology annotation, biological process: muscle organ development. The transcript is spliced from 6 exons. The record is from RefSeq and is a predicted model, not a curated record.